AUGGUUGUGCUACAGAGAUGGGAGCCAAUCAUCUCUCGUACCUUCCCGUCACAUAUUCCUUUCUGGAUUACUCUCAAAGGCUUGCCUCUUCACUUCUGGCAUGAAUCAAUGAUAUACAACAUAGGGCAUGAGCUGGGAACUCUCGAAGACUACAAAAUAACAAAGACCUCUGCUAGAAUCCGUAUAUCACUAGAUGCGCUGAAACCGUUCUCAAAAGACUCCUUCAUAGACUUCCCCUCUGGUGAGGAAAUACCAAUAACCUUUGAGUACGAAAACAUGGCGAACCACUGCUCUAUCUGUAAUAUGCUGACCCACUCCUCGCGAAAUUGCGAUAGAAGACAAAAAUACACGGCAUCUAUCCCUAACGCUACCUCUGAAUCAAAGAUCAAGAAUAGAGAGUCCCGAGAUCCGGUGAGUCGACGCUACUCCUCACAAACUCGUAGAUCUCCUCCUCCCCGAAGGGCCCUAUCACCGUCAAGUAGGAAUCCAAACCAUAGUGAUGCAGCUUUCAACCAGAAAGUUGACAGACAUGGUAGACCCUAUGGAUAG
Brassica napus (rape) is the source of this 549-nucleotide messenger RNA. RefSeq lists its product as uncharacterized. The coding region runs from base 1 to 549 and encodes 182 amino acids. The transcript has a single exon. The record is from RefSeq and is a predicted model, not a curated record. Lineage: Eukaryota; Viridiplantae; Streptophyta; Magnoliopsida; Brassicales; Brassicaceae.